This is a messenger RNA of Penicillium cataractarum, 1782 nucleotides long. Its product is annotated as MFS transporter. The coding region runs from base 1 to 1782 and encodes 593 amino acids. The transcript is spliced from 3 exons. The record is from RefSeq and is a predicted model, not a curated record. Lineage: Eukaryota; Fungi; Ascomycota; Eurotiomycetes; Eurotiales; Aspergillaceae. Gene Ontology annotation, molecular function: transmembrane transporter activity. Gene Ontology annotation, biological process: transmembrane transport.
AUGCAGUCCUAUCUGCAAUAUCGUCGAUUGGGAGAUUCCGUCCGCGCACAGCUGGACCACGCAUACGCCCAGCACAAUGCCAAUUCCACCGUGAAGAAAGACCCAGCGCCGGCCACUGAGUCGGAGUCGGAUUCAUCCAGCUCGGCAGAGAACGCAGAUACAAUCACCAACGAUGAUCUCGUCGCAGUAACGUCGAAUCCUGAACCGCAGCCACUGGAGAAAUACAAAACGCAGCGCUCGGAGAAAACAGCUCUGGCGCAUUCCCUUGCUGGCGUCGAUAUUCAGAAACAACUUGCGUCGACGGACCAGCCGGCUGAUUUGUUUAUUGUUGGAUGGGAUGGACGAGAUGAUCCGCAGAAUCCGAUGAACUAUAGUUUUUCGAGUCGGCUUGUUGCGACGUUGCUGGUGUCUGCGCUGGCGUGGGUUGUUGGUGCGGCAUCGUCGAUUAAUUCGGGCGUUUUACCGCAGAAUGCGGCGGCUUUUGGCGUGAGUGAUGUUGUGGGAUCUCUGGUGACCGGUCUAUAUUUGCUCGGUUUCGCAGCUGGAUCACUUGUCAGCGGUCCACUCUCUGAGAUUCUCGGACGCAAUGUGGUUUAUACAACCUCAUUGACCCUGUUCAUGAUCUUCAUCAUGGGCUCUGCUCUCGCACCCAAUAUCGGCGCUCAGCUAGCCUUUCGCUUUUUAGCUGGUAUAUUCGGAUGUCCACCUCUUACUUGUGCAGGCGGGACGAUCGCCGAUCUAUGGAAUCCUCUUGAGAAGACGAUCUACUUCCCCAUGUACGCGAUCCUUUCAUUCGGCGGACCAGUCCUUGGACCAGUGAUUGCUUCGUAUAUGGGCCAAACGGGUGUUCUUUCAUGGCGCUGGACUGCGUGGAUUAUUCUCAUUAUGUCGGGCGCCAUCCUGGUCUUGAUCAUCCUCUUCCAGCCGGAGACGUAUGCGCCACUCCUCUUGAAGUGGAAGGGAAAACAGCUUCGCAAAAUAACGGGCGACCCUCGCUUCCGCUCGGAGAUGGAUAUGGAGAAGAUUGCGUUGUUCAGUCGUAUCAGCGGUGCAAUGAAGCGCCAGGUUCUGAUUACCAUUCACGAGCCGAUCAUCUUGUUGAUCUCGCUGUAUAUGACUGUCUUGUAUAUCGUGCUAUUCACUUUCUUCGAUGGGUAUACAUACAUCUUCACCGAUGUGCAUGGUCUAUCGCAGGGUCUCACAAAUAUUGUUUGGGUUGCGAUGUACGUCGGUAUUUCGCUGGCUACGUUCCUCGUCUUCCCCAUUUACAGGUGGACAAAGAAGGAGUUUACCCAGGCGGCACAAGAGGUCAAUGGUACUGAUCCAGCCGUCGACCGACAUGCUCUUGAUGGCGUGCACACACAACCUGAGAUUAGGUUGUGGUUUGCCAUGUUCGGGGCCCCUGCAAUCCCGAUCAGUCUCUUCUGGAUGGGAUGGACCGACUUUGAGUCGAUAUCAGUUUGGUCACCUAUACUUGCCUCCACGCUUUUCGGCUUCGGUACCAUUUGUGUUUUCAUCAGCUCGUACAUGUAUGUCAUCGACUCGUAUAGCGUCUAUGCAGCCUCAGCACUGGGUUUCAUGACGGUCUCCCGGUACUGCGCUGCGGGAGGUAUGACCAUUGUCGGGAUCCCGUUUUAUCAGAAUAUGGGUGUCCAUUGGACACUUACUAUCCUUGGAUGUAUCAGUGCUUUGCUGGUUCCUGUGCCAUAUGUGUUUUAUGUUUAUGGUCCCGUUAUUCGACGGUGGAGUCGGUAUGCUGUUGCGGAGGAGAGCAAAGCCUAG